Messenger RNA from Aspergillus wentii DTO 134E9, 4470 nucleotides. Its product is annotated as vacuolar protein sorting/targeting protein 10. Gene Ontology annotation, biological process: Golgi to vacuole transport; protein targeting to vacuole; Golgi to endosome transport. Gene Ontology annotation, cellular component: membrane; Golgi apparatus. The record is from RefSeq and is a predicted model, not a curated record. The transcript has 2 exons. Bases 1 to 4470 code for a protein of 1489 amino acids. Lineage: Eukaryota; Fungi; Ascomycota; Eurotiomycetes; Eurotiales; Aspergillaceae. Gene Ontology annotation, molecular function: protein binding.
AUGAUCUUUAGGUGGCUUCCGCUCGUGAGUUGCCUGCUGUUGGCACUUCUAUCGCAGCCUGGAGCUGCUAAGAAGUCGGAUGGGCCCAAAAUUACCACAACCAAGCUUGAUCAUGCACCUUCCGGACUGUUCUAUUUCGAAGGUACGGACACGAUCAUAUUCAAUAGCCAAGGUGACCUUCACCGGUCAUUUGAUGGCGGUGAAACAUGGGAGGUUGUUCAGGGUACCAAUGGCAACAUGAAGGGUCAGGUUUUCUCCAUCUGGCCGCACACGUUCGACAAUAACAAGGCCUACGCCCUGGGAUUCGGACGACAUUGGAUUACUAAGGAUAAGGCAAAGACAUGGGAGUCGUUUGAGAUUGAUGAUGAUCUCAUAGGCUUCGAUAGCCCCUCUCUUUCCUUCCAUGGCUGGGAUUCAAACAAGGUCAUUUUUCAAAGCGAGAUAUGUGUGGCGAGCUCUUGCAUCGCGAGCUCAUACUACACAACAGACGAUUUCUCGACCGUCAAGCUACUGCGGAGAAGUAUUUACGGAUGCUCCUGGGCGGUGGGUCAUCCCCAGUUUGCCGAAGAUCUAGAUGUGUCAAGUGAGAUCGAAAACCGCAUUUAUUGCAUAGUUCCGGGUUUGAAAUCAAAAGCCAGACAUGCCAAUCGCCUGGUGUACUCGGAUGACUUCUUCAGUAGCAACCCCGAAGGUACAGAAGUGAACCUGCAACAGGGAAGACCAGCUUCGGGUGUGCUUAGCACUGCGGCAGUUAAGAAAUACCUAGUCGCUGCUGCUCAAUCUCAGGGAACCGACGAGCAUGCACUUUACGUGACCGAUGAUGCCAAGACCUGGCAUCGAGCUGAGUUUGGAAGUCAUCGAUUGGAGGAAAAUGCUUAUACCGUGUUGGAAAGUACCAACUACAGCAUUCAAGUCGAUGUCCUGACCUCCAAGAGUCUCAAUAACCACAUGGGCGCACUCUUCACUUCAAAUUCAAAUGGUACGUAUUUCACGUCGAACAUCAAGCACACCAAUCGCAACAGGCUUGGUUACGUUGAUUUCGAGAAAGUCGCCGACAUUCAAGGUAUCGUGUUGGUCAAUACCGUGAAAAAUUGGGAGGAGGUGAUCAAAUCAGACAGUCCCGACAGGAAGAAACAGGUCAUCAGCGAAAUCAGCUUCGAUGAUGGCAGGACUUUCCAGCCAAUCAAAGUAGGGGACAAAAAAUUACAUCUACAUUCAGUGACGACUUUCAACGGGGCCACUGGACGUGUGUUUUCGACACCAGCGCCAGGAAUUGUGAUGGGAAUUGGCAACACUGGCGACCACCUUAAAUCUCUUUCUGAUGGUAGCUUGUAUGUCUCAGAUGAUGCGGGCUUGACAUGGAAGCAUGCCCAAGACGGUCCUCACAAGUAUGAGUUUGGUGACCAAGGUGCUGUUGUCAUGGCGGUCGCUUAUAGUGAGAAGACCGACAAGAUCAAGUUCUCCGUUGACCAUGGCAAGGACUGGGAGUCUGUGGAUCUCGAGCACGAGAUCUAUCCUGCUGUACUCACAACGACUCCGGACUCAACAAGUUUGAGAUUUUUGCUUAUUGGGUACUUCAACAAGAAUGGUGAAGGUGAACACGUCAUCUAUUCAAUCGAUUUCGGUGGUCUGCAUGAACGAAAAUGCGAGGAAUCUGAUUUUGAGAAAUGGCCAGCUCGCUUGGAUGAAAACCGUGAACCCGACUGUUUGAUGGGCCACAAACAAUUUUUCCAUCGCAGGAAGGCCGAUGCAGAUUGCUUUGUAGAAGAGGAAUUCAAGAUUCCCCAACCGAUCUUUGAACCAUGCAAGUGCACCGAGGAAGAUUUUGAAUGUGAUUACAAUUUCAAACGCAGCGAGGACAGGAAAAGCUGUGAGCCUGCUGCUCCAUUAACGCCCAAAGCAGGACAGUGCAAGGACCCAAAUGACAAAUACAUGGGACCAUCAGGCUGGAGACUUAUUCCUGGAAAUAAUUGCAUUCGAGACGGUGGCAAGGAUCUUGAUAAGGAGAUUGAGCGCUCCUGUGGUGAUGUGGGCAGUACACCUCAUACCCCCACGGAUGGCAAAAUCAUCGUUAAAAAGCACUUUUUUGACGAGAAAGGGUUCAGUGAAUACUUUUAUUUGGAGCGUCAGUCGAGCAGCUCUGGGACUGAUGAAACCAUCGUCAUGCGUACUCGAGAGGGUUUUCUCUACAUAUCACAUGACCACGGCAAAAGCUGGGAAAAGCUUCUCAAAGGGAAGAAAGUUUCAGAGCUUAUUCCUCAUCCUUAUUAUAGCGAUGGUGCCUUUUUCCUUACCGAUGGUAAGGAGGGAUUCUGCACUGCGAAUCGUGGUUAUACCGUCGAUAGCUUUAAAGCACCUAACAUCCCACGACCAAAACAACUCUCACCUCUUUCUUUUCACCAGCAAUAUAAGGACACAUUGAUAUGGACUGGUGCUACUGAGUGUAAUUCUGAAGACUGUCACUUCGAGGCACACUAUAGCACGAAUCGAGGUGCGAACUGGGAGCUCCUCCUUCGCGAAGUUCGGAAGUGCAAUUUCAUGGGCAGAGAUGACCGGAAUGAUAGCGAAAAUUUGGUAUUCUGUGAGCAAUUUGAGAACGAAAACAAAAACAACCCUUUGCAGCUCCUGUCUAGCAAAGAUUGGUUCUCCGGAAGUUCAUUCAAUUUCAAUUUCACGGGCGUCGAGGAUUUUGCUACCAUGGCUGAAUAUAUCGUUGUGGCUUCACAUGACGAGAAUAAUCCCAAGUCACUGAAGGCCAGUACUAGCGUGGAUGGCAAAACGUUUGCAGAUGCAAAGUUCCCUGUAAACCUCGAUGUGCCUGUUCAGAAUGCUUAUACCGUACUUGAGAGCUCUAGCCAUGCUAUCUUCCUGCAUGUGACGGUGAACAAGAUGGUAGGAGCUCUUUAUGGUUCACUUAUCAAAAGUAAUAGCAACGGCACGUCAUAUGUUCUCAGUAUAAAUGCCGUCAACCGGAAUGAUUUGGGGUAUGCCGAUUUCGAGAAAAUGCAAGGCCUGGAAGGUGUGAUGGUAGUUAACGUCGUUGGCAAUUUGGACGCCGUGAAUAAUAAAGGAGCUAGCAAAAAGCUCAAAACAAUGAUUACUCACAAUGAUGGAGCACAGUGGGCCCUGCUUCCUCCUCCAACCGAGGGUCAUAACUUUGGCUGCUCAGUGACAACAGGAAGGGGCACUGAUCAAUGCUCGCUGCAUCUUCAUGGCUAUACAGAACGCAGAGAUCCUCGGGAUACCUUCUCAUCCGCCUCGGCUAUCGGUCUUAUGAUGGGCACAGGGAACGUUGGCGAGUAUCUGGCAAGCAAAGAGGAAGCUGACACGUUUAUUACUCGUGAUGGUGGAAUAACCUGGAAGUCUGUCAAGAAGGGAAAAUACAUCUGGGAAUAUGGUGAUGCGGGCUCGAUUAUCGUAAUCGUGCUCGAAUCGAAACCAACCAAGGUUCUUCAUUAUAGCAUAAACGAGGGUGACACUUGGGAAGAUUUCCAAUUUUCGGAUGUGGAAAUGCAGAUUGAUGACAUCUCAACACUCCCGUCGGAUACUUCAAAGAACUUCCUUCUCUGGGGUAAAGAUCUGGAGCAAGGCAAGUUUACUACAGUCAAUGUUGACUUCAGUGGAACACGUACGAGGUCUUGUACGGUCAAAGAUGGGGACUUCUACCUAUGGGAACCCAAGCAUCCACUGCAGGAAAAUAAUUGUCUGUUCGGUCACAUUGAGCAGUACCACCGUAAGAAGCCGGAGGCAGAGUGCUGGACUGAUUGGCGUGAGCCCCGUGUCCACAGCAUUGGAGAGAACUGCACUUGUACUAGGAACGAUUACGAAUGUGAUUACAACUACGAGCCACAAAGCGAUGGAAGUUGUGCCCUUGUUCCUGGUCUUCCAAAGCCGGAUGCGAUGGCUACUUGCAAAGCGAAUCCAGAUGAAAUUGAAUACUGGGAACCAACAGGCUACCGACGUAUUCCUCUAACGACAUGUCAGGGUGGACUGAAUCUGGAUCAUGUUGUUUCGAAAGCGUGUCCCAGCAAAGAGAAGGAGUACCAAGAAAAGCACGGUAUCAGCGGGGUUGGUCUUUUCUUUGCAAUUGUGAUUCCCAUUGCAUUGGCUGGUGCUGCUGGGUAUUACGCCUACACCAGGUGGGAUGGCAAGUUUGGUCAGAUUCGCCUUGGGGAAGGUGGCAACGCCACCUCCGAGAGGAUGCUUUCACGAGACUCUCCUUUGAUCAUAGUGCCAGUUGCGGUCAUUGCAGGUGUUGUAGCAGUCGCAAAGGCACUUCCACUCCUGGCCACGAGUUUGUGGCGCAGCGCCAGCGGAUACAUGCGUGUUGGGCGUAAUAGGGACUAUCAAGGACCGUACGCCUCUCGGGGCUCAUUUGCAGCCCGUCGAGGCGACUAUACUAGCGUUGUCGAUGAUGAAGAUGAACUUCUCGGCGUGAUAGAUGCCGAAGGAGAUGAUGAUGAGAUGUAG